Puccinia triticina is the source of this 567-nucleotide messenger RNA. RefSeq lists its product as uncharacterized. Gene Ontology annotation, molecular function: ATP binding; ATP hydrolysis activity; AMP kinase activity. The transcript has 2 exons. NCBI's taxonomy places the organism in Eukaryota, Fungi, Basidiomycota, Pucciniomycetes, Pucciniales, Pucciniaceae. The coding region runs from base 1 to 567 and encodes 188 amino acids. Gene Ontology annotation, cellular component: cytoplasm; nucleus. The record is from RefSeq and is a predicted model, not a curated record.
AUGACGGGCUCAGACGAUGAAGGUUCGUGUCGACGGAGAAACCCGAAUAUCCUGAUCACCGGCACUCCCGGGACCGGAAAGACUACCCAUGCGGAAAUGCUGGCACUGGAAUCUAACGGCUCCCUUAAGGCGAUCAACAUCGGCGAUUUUGUGAAAGAACAUGGUUGCCACGAAGGAUGGGACGAUGAAUGGCAGAGUUGGUUGGUGGACGAUGAGAAACUCUUAGACGAAUUGGAACCGCUGAUGUCUUCAUCGGAAGGUGGGAUCAUAUUGGAUUGGCAUUCGUCAGAAAUCUUCCCGGAAAGGUGGAUCGAUUUGGUGAUCGUUUUACGAACAACACAUACUAUACUUUGGGAUCGAUUGGAGAAACGAAACUAUUCUUUAAGGAAGAUCCAAGAGAAUAACGAAGCUGAGAUCAUGGGUGAAUGUAUCGAGGAGGCCAGAGAGAAUUAUGAUGAAGAAAUUGUGAUCGAAUUAGAAAGUGAAUCCAUUGAUGCUAUCGACUCUAAUAUCCAUCGAAUCUUGGCCUGGAUUGAACAAUGGAAAAAUGACAACCAACAUCCAUGA